CGCGGCUCGGCACGCUCCGGGGAGAAUUCGAGCUCCUGCCGAUGGCGGAGUCCGAGUCUGUCGAUGCGUUCGCCGGGAGGCUCGGUGGCAUGGCGGCGCGCUACGCGGCGUUGGGCUCAACCCUGGAAGAUUCCGCGCUCGUCAAGAAGCUACUUGACUCGGUGCCGAACCGGCUGUACGCGGCGGUGGCCAGCAUUGAGCAGUUCUGCGACGUCGGGGCGAUGCUGUUCGAGGACGCGCUGGGGCGGCUGAAGGCUUUUGAUGAACGGCUGCGGCGACGCGAUCAGGCAGGCGGCGAGCAAGCUAACGGCGAGCUGCUGUACACGGCGGCGCAAUGGAGGGAGCGGGAGCGGCGUCACGGUGGAGCUCGGGAUGACGACGACGGGACACGCAGCAAGGCUUCAGGCGUCGAUGGUCCCAGGAAGGGCAGGUGCUACAAGUGCGGGGAGCGGGGUCACUUCAAGCAUGACUGCCCGCAGUGGAAGAAGGCGCCGGCACCGGAGCAUGCACUGCUGGUCGACGGCGACGUCGAGGAUGGCGGGCUGCUCUGAGCCGCGGCUUAGGGCGCGAGUGUUGGGUGUAAUAAGCCGCGGUGAUGCUCCUGGCGCGGCUGGUGCGUGUAUGGGCGCGCACCGGAUGUGACGGGCGCGUCGGGUCCGCGGUGUGCGCGUGCGUAGGUCUGCGUGUGUGUGUGUGUGAGUCAGCGCGUGUGUGCGCGGGGCCACGCCGGGCUGUUAGCGAGCGAUAAGGAGGGGUAGACCGCGUCGGGCGCGCUGGCAGGCCGUGGCGAUCGCGUUCGGGCGCGGUGCGUGGACGCGGCCAGAGCGCGGAGGGCGUGGGGGAGUGGGUGAGCGAGUUGGUGCAGGGCGAGGCCGUGCAGGCCGGUGCUCGCGGGUAUAAAAUCCUGGCUCCCCUCUGUAGCUCAGGGACAGGAUCGAGUUCGUGCUCGAGGUAAAGGGAAAAGCGUUCGUGCGCUGGAAAAACCCCGCGUCCACCACUUUCUGAACUUCUCUGAAUCUCUUCCUUCUUCCUCUCCGGUGACCGAACUACGGCAAACGUGAGUAAGCAGAGUGAGAGGGAGAGGAGAGCUGCAGCGAGGAGUUGGCGGUUCCAACAGUAACUCGCCAGAUGAGGCUAAGAUUACCAAUUCUGACUGCUGCUUACGACAUGCUGACAGCGGUAUCGCAGCUCGUUAAUUCAGACAAGUUAACUGGGCAAAGA
This is a messenger RNA of Triticum dicoccoides, 1221 nucleotides long. RefSeq lists its product as uncharacterized. The coding region runs from base 42 to 551 and encodes 169 amino acids. The transcript has a single exon. NCBI's taxonomy places the organism in Eukaryota, Viridiplantae, Streptophyta, Magnoliopsida, Poales, Poaceae. Gene Ontology annotation, molecular function: zinc ion binding; nucleic acid binding. The record is from RefSeq and is a predicted model, not a curated record.